This is a messenger RNA of Oncorhynchus tshawytscha (Chinook salmon), 3233 nucleotides long. RefSeq names its product CWF19 like cell cycle control factor 2 (gene cwf19l2). The record is from RefSeq and is a predicted model, not a curated record. Lineage: Eukaryota; Metazoa; Chordata; Actinopteri; Salmoniformes; Salmonidae. Gene Ontology annotation, cellular component: post-mRNA release spliceosomal complex. The transcript is spliced from 20 exons. Gene Ontology annotation, biological process: mRNA splicing, via spliceosome. Bases 36 to 2939 code for a protein of 967 amino acids.
CGACAGUUGAUGGAAGCACAUUUAACGGCAGUGUUAUGGCGACGCACGGAGGCAGUUUUGAAAGUGUUAACAGCAUCGAAGUCCGAAAAGAAUACAAACGUAAAGCCAGGGAGGAGGUUAUUCAGAAGGCUAAGCAGCAGUAUGAGAAGGAGGAGAAAAGGAAGGAGCUGAAGAGACAGCGAGGAGAGGACACCUGGAUGCUCCCUGAAGUUGACCUCCGACUGCAGCAGCUAGAACAGGAGGUUUCAGGCAAGAAGAAGAAAGAGAAAAAGGCCAAGAAGAUUAAGAAGAAGAAGAGGAAGAAGGAGAAGAAGAGAGCUGAAGGAGGAGAUGGGUCCAGCUCAGAGGGGACAGGAAAUGAGUGGGUUGAGGCCCAGCCCCAGACAGAGGCCUCGGGUAAAGCCUGGAAGAUUCCUGCCAAGCCCACAGACAACAGCCCUACCCCACCCGAGAACAACCAGAGAGAUGAGUGGAUGACUUUUGACUUCUUGACAAUGAGAACAACGUCAACGGCAGAGAAGAGGGCUGAGAAAGAAAGGUUGAAAGAGGAAGAGAAACAGAAGGCCUGGGUCAUCGAGCAGGCUGGUCUGCACAAGCUGGAGUUGAACCCAUUCUGGAAGGACGGGGGGAGUGGCCUGCCCCCAGAAGAGAAGGCCAGUAAUGUGCUUGUAAAAGCUGCAACUGUAGAUGAUGGAGGACUAGGUUGGCUCAGGAAGUCUUACCAGAGGAUGAGAGAGCAGGCAGAGCGAGAGCAACGCAGUCUGGAGGUCAUAGUGGCAGAGCGAUAUGGGUCCAUGGAGAACUUUCAGAAGAGGAUGUAUGAGGCUGAGAUUGCUGUGUAUGGCUACAAGAGAGGAGAGGGGGAAGGAAGAGGGAGAGGAGAGGGGGAAGGAAGAGGGAGAGGAAGAGGGAGAGGAGAGGAAGAGGGGAGAGACCGACAAAGAUGGAGGAGAGGACAGGAAGAUGGAAUGUGGAGGAAAGGAGAAGUGGGGAUGGAUAGAGAGAGGUGGAGGAGACCAGACAAGGGUAGGGACUUACCUGGAGAGAAAGAGAGGGAUGGAGAAAGAGAUAGUGAAAGAGAUGGAGAGAGGGAAAGAGCUCGUCACCGAGACAGAGAUCGGGAUAGGAACAGAGCUAGAGAUGGAGACAGCGAGCGGGAUGGCGGUAGACCUAGUGACAGGGAUAGAGAGAGGGAUGGAGGUAGACCUAGUGACCAGGAAAGAGAGAGAGCUGGAGGCAGAGAGAGGGAUGGAAGUAGACCUAGUGACCGGAAUAGAGAGAGGGCUGGAGGCAGAGAGAGGGACAGAGGCAGAGAGAGGGGUGGGGAUGAGAGCCUUUGCUCUGGGCUUGGCCAGAUUCAUCCUCCCCUGUCCCUCGGAGCUCUGAAAAGUCGCUUCCUCAAGCCUGCUGCUGAUGAUGAUGAUGGAGUGUCAGCCCCUGCUCUGGCCCGAGCUUCCAUGGGUUUCCUGAAACCUGGGUCUGACAAUGAGGAGUUGGAUCGGAAGAGCAGCUGUCCGGCCUGGAGCAAGAGCAGCUCCGGACAGAGAUCUGCUUCAGGAAAUUCGGAGCAGAAUAAAGAGAGGGAGUCUGGGAAAACCAUGUCCACUCCUGACCAGGGUCAUAGCAGCAACAGGCUUGCAGUGACAUCAUCCAGAUCUGACAGCAGUAGUGACAGUUUGAGUGAGGAGGAGGAAGAGGUACCGAUCCUCACAGAUGAAGAGAUGAACAAAUUGGGGGCCAGGCUGGUGAAGGCAGAGAUUAUGGGUAACACGGCUCUGAUGGAGAAACUGAAGACCCAGCUGGAAUCAGCCCGUAAUGCCAAGGAGAAUCGUGCCGCACAGCAACCUGGGAAAUCGGACAGGGCUCCAGGUCAAACAGAGGAGGACCAGGAAGUACUUCUCUUCAGAACAGACCAAUCGGGUCGUGCCUGGCCGGUCAAUGCCUCUUCGGAACCCCAGGAGCCCAGAGGAAGACGUAGGAAAAAGAAGGCGAUUGAGACCCACAGGGAUGGGGAGCGUAUGAGAUACUUCCAGGAUGAUGACAGUGUGGGUCUUCAUGAGAUGGUCCGCAGGGAGAAGAUGAGCUCUGCAGAGGACCAGAACUCCCUGUACGCACGCAUGGCUGGCAAGAUGAUGGGGAAGACAGACGAUGACAACUACACCCUGGAUGACAUGUUUGUUUCCAGCGUGGCUCAGAGAGAGGGCGAGGGGCGGGACGAGGAGAGGAUGAGGAGCAGAGCCAUAGCGGAGCACAGGCGACUGGCCGUUACCAUGGAGAAAUGCCAUCACUGCUUCAGCAACCCCGAGCUCCAGAAACACCUGCUCAUCGCAAUAGGAACCAAGGUGUAUCUGAGCCUGCCUGGGGGUGUGUCUCUGACAGAGGGUCACUGUCUGAUCACUCCACUGCAACACCACUGCUCUGCCACUGGAUUGGAUGAGGACGUGUGGACCGAGAUCCAGGUGUUCCGCAGGGCGCUGGUGCAGAUGUUUGAGUCUCAGGAUCAGGACUGUGUGUUUAUGGAGACCCACAUGAACCCAAAGAGACGCCAGCACAUGGUCCUGGAGUGUAUCCCUCUACCCAGAGAACUGGGAGACAUGGCUCCUAUCUACUUUAAGAAAGCCAUCAUGGAAUGUGAUGAGGAGUGGGCAAUGAAUAAGAAGGUAGUGGAUCUCUCCUCCAAAGACAUCCGCCACGCUGUGCCGCGGGGUCUGCCAUAUUUCUCAGUAGACUUUGGUCUUCAGGGGGGCUUUGCUCACGUCAUUGAAAACGAACACAAGUUCCCCCACUACUUUGGCAAGGAGAUUGUUGGGGGGAUGUUGGACGUGGAGCCGAGGAUAUGGAGGAAGUCCAUCAGAGAGAACUUUGACGACCAGCGGAAGAAAGUCCUUGAGUUCUCCCAGUGGUGGAAACCCUUCGACUGCACCAAGACGGACAGCUGAACCAACCAACCAACACAUCUCAAUAAACCCCUAGCCCCUGAAAAUAUACAGUAGAUGUAACUGCAAGCCAUAUGGCGUUAGCCCCCUUCUGCGUUAGCCCCUUGUCUUCUGAGACUAUGACUCUGUCUGCUUUAUAAUCCUCUGAUCCUGUCAACACAUUGUUUUACUCUGAGAUUAUUCUGAUUAAAUACGGGCAGAAGGCCAUAAAAUAACUAUUUUAAAAGCUGAUGUAUAAUUGUUGUGUAUGUUGGGAUACGUUGUUUACUAUCUUAAAAAUAAAUGAAUAUGAUGCUU